Monopterus albus (swamp eel) is the source of this 1352-nucleotide messenger RNA. RefSeq names its product leukotriene B4 receptor 1-like. The record is from RefSeq and is a predicted model, not a curated record. Gene Ontology annotation, cellular component: plasma membrane. The transcript is spliced from 5 exons. Bases 221 to 1324 code for a protein of 367 amino acids. Gene Ontology annotation, biological process: inflammatory response; phospholipase C-activating G protein-coupled receptor signaling pathway; positive regulation of cytosolic calcium ion concentration. Gene Ontology annotation, molecular function: leukotriene receptor activity; complement receptor activity. NCBI's taxonomy places the organism in Eukaryota, Metazoa, Chordata, Actinopteri, Synbranchiformes, Synbranchidae.
GGGGACACGCCUUUCCCUCUCAUUGCCCUACAUGCCACAGCAAGUAUGACAAAUCCAUGGAGAGCUACUCGAAAGACAGAGAACAUGAGCGAGUGGGUGGGGAAAAUGUGGAGAGAAGAAAAGGGUAAAAAGAAUUACAACUACAUAUAGUAGUAAAAGAACUACUGCAACAACUUCAGACUUCUUUUCCAGCUCCAGGUGUCUUCUUUUGGUAACAAAAAUGGCCCUGGGUGGCAGCGUCCCUUCCCUAGACAACUCCACAUCUUUCAAAAACGAGACCAUUGUUGAUAACCCAACUGCCACCGCUAUGGGCGCCCUCAUCAUGACCCUCGCCUUUCUUUUGGGCCUUCCUGGAAAUGCUUUCGUCAUCUGGAGCAUCCUGACACGUGCCCGAAAACAGACUGUCACCACCCUCCUCAUCCUCAACCUAGCCAUCGCUGAUGGCUUUCUAAUGGCUCUCACCCCAUUCUUCAUCAUCUACUUGGUUUUGAAGAAGUGGGUGUUUGGGAGGGAGAUGUGUAAGAUCCUGUUCUACCUGUGCCUGGUCAACAUGUACGCCUCCCUCCAGCUCAUCAUGGUCAUGAGCAUCUACAGGCUGGUGGCAGUGCUGUUUCCACAGCGCAUCAGCGCCAUCACCAGGCAGAGAACUGUAAUGCGGUUGCUGGUGGUGGUGUGGGUGCUGGUGAUGGUCGCUUCUGUUCCUGCAAUUAUCUUCAGGGAUGUGAGGAAUAACGUGUGCAGUUCAUUCCAUGAUAAAAACAGUCAUGUGGUCCUCCAGUACACACCAGAGCUUGUGCUUGGUUUUCUACUUCCCUAUGGGGUCAUUUUAGUCAGCUACAUCUGCAUCUUACGCCGGAUCCGACAAACCAAGUUCCGCCGUCGAAUUCGUAGCGAGAAGCUCAUCCUGGCCAUUGUGUUGACUUUCUGCUUCUUCUGGUUGCCAUACCACAUUGUCAACAUAGUGCAAAUUUCAUGGGCUUCAAGUCCAGAGGGUCCAGUGAAAGGAAUACUAGGCAAAAUAUGGCAGAGGAGCCGUGCUGUCACCUCUUCCAUAGCCUUCAUCAGCAGCUGUGCCAACCCGGUGCUUUACUUCUUUGCAGCAAAGUCCUAUAUUCGGCGUGAAGGGCUGGCGUUCAUGGCUCGCUUGUUUGAGCACACUGGUUUGGACUCAGCCACUAGGAAGAGCCGUCAGAACAGCCGGCAGAACAGCCAGAACAGCCGCGAAAAAGACAAAGAUGCUGAGGUUGUCAUGUUAAAGGACAAAGAGCAGGACUCUGAAACCAACUCGAGCUCUAACAUCAAAGAGGUGAAGAAUGUUAAGUAGAGGAUAUGAGAGGCAGCAGACUUGAUAC